AAUGCAACCCAGCACAUCGUCUUAUUAGUGUUUCCUGCAUAACAGACCUACUGUUGUUAACUAGUGUAUUGGUUUUGUUUUUUCCAUUUUUUUGAAAUUACAAUGGCAGAGGAGGAAGAUGAUUAUAUGUCAGACGCUUUUAUAUCUAAAAAGGAGGAUCAGAGGCCAGGGAUGCCCAUGUUGCGGAGAGAGAAAGAAGCCCUGAGGAAGGAGGAGCACCACAAGGAGAUGAAUAUAAAGAACAGGCAAAAGAGCUUCAAAGAGGAAGAGCAGGAGAGGAGGGAGGCGGUGAUGAAGAGCUCAUUAGGCAAUGAAAACAAGGGCUUUGCUUUACUACAAAAGAUGGGGUACAAAGCAGGUCAAGGGCUUGGAAAAGCAGGAGCUGGCAGGGUUGAACCUAUCCCAGUGAACAUUAAAACAGAUAGAGGUGGGAUUGGGCUAGAGGAGGUGAAAAAGAGGAAAGCUGAAGAAAAACUUGAAAAUUAUAGGCGAAAGAUUCAAGUCAAACAGCAAGUAGAGAAGCAAGAUCUUGAAAACUUCAGACUAAGGAUGAGAACGGAAAAAGAAGAGCGGCAGAUAGAGGCAGACCUCUGGAAAAGCCAGCGGGCUUGUGAACAGCUCGAUAGCCAAAAGGAUAUCACAGAGCCCAGGGAACCUUGGUAUUGGCCUGCCUCUAAAACUGAGAAAGUGGAGGAGGAGGAGGAGGAGGAAAAUGAAGAAACAGAGGAAGAUGAAGGAGAACAACUAACUUCUUUUGAAAAGUUGCAGAUACUGACAUCAUAUUUACGAAACGUUCACUUCUACUGCAUCUGGUGUGGUACAUCAUACGAUGAUGAUGAAGACUUGUCUUCAAAUUGCCCUGGAGAGACUGCUGCAGAUCACGACUAAAGGUGCAGAGGACAAAGACCAUAAAUGCAAGAUACCCUCUGUAAAAAGUCCGCACAAAAAAGAUGUAAUAAACGUGUAACAGGUGGCGACGAUAACUGGCUCGUCAAUAACAUUCACAGUCACUUGACCAGGACUAAGAAGCUAUCUUCCCCUAUUUUACCAUUUUCAUUCUGUUCAAACUCAGUUUCAAUGGUCAUAAUGUCUAUUAUAAUAUACUAUAUGAACCAAGUAUCUAAUUGUGUUAUCAAUGUAUGUUUUUUUAUUUAUUUUUUUAUUUUGUAUUCCACUUUCUUAUGUAGACAGAAAAAGGUGUUGUGAGAAACACAUUCUGAUAUUUCAAAGUAUUGCAUCAGAUUUGCUAACUAGAAAGUUAAUGUGUACAAAUUACCUUGAUGAUUCUUGCAAAGAAAAAAACAUGUUCAAUUUUGCUUCCAAAUAAACCAACCAAUAGUCAAUAAUUUGUUCAAAACAUUUGUAGAAUAACAAAACAAAAACGUUGUACAUUGGUGAGGGUUCUAUUUUAUUUUGUUUUGAUUUUAUAUUUAAUAGUUUUAUGUUUUCUGGUGAAAGCAUCAGGAGUAUUCUCAUAAUUGUUAAAAUAAGUUCUCUCUUGUGAUGAUGUGUGUAACUGGCACAUUGACCAUAUUCAGUUGUAUGAUAUAUUUUAGUUUUAUAAAAAUGGUGAGCAUAAAAGUUAAAAUAUGGUUUAACUUUAAAUAAAUACAUAUUUUGUCAAGCUUGUAAAUGAUGGGAGUCUCCUGGUAAGCUCACAGGAGACAAAUGGGUCCUCGUCAGGCAAAUGGAUAUAGGGUGGUGGUUACUACGUUAAUCUUUAGUGCAGUCCUUUGAGUGGAAUCACAUUAUUAAGUUCCAAUUUUGAUUUAUUGACUGGAUAAUUCAGUUAUUUCUUUUUUUCAUGUUAUUAGUGUGAACGUUUUUAUUGUUGUAUAUUUUUGUAUACAGUUGCCCUACAUACAGUACUGCAGUUACUUACAGUAUUGCAUUCUGGUACUUAACACGUUAUGGGCUCGAUUCUGAUGAAACGAGUGCAGUCGCAGACACUAGUUAAAGUCAAACACAUCUGCCCCGUAGUGCAUGGCUUCUCCAAAAGUGUGAUUCUGAUCAAAAUAAAAACCCAGCGCAAGCGCAUUUAAUGGCACAGUGACAGCGCCCAGCCAAUCAAUACUGAGUAGGUUGCUAUCCAAUCAGGACAGAAUGCGCUUGCGUCACCACAAGGCUCCGUUUUGAAUGUAGAAGUGGUGAUCAUGUCGAGUGGCAAUAGUACAGGGCAAGAAAAAACAGCACAAGUCAGAAAAGCAAGUAGUAGGUCACUCGCCGAGAGAAUACGUAAAUCACGCUUCACAACACAGGAGGUUGCUAUAUUAAUAGAAGAGGCAGAGGCAUGUAGGGCAAUCAUUUAUUAUUUAUAAUAAUUAUGCAAGGUACAUUAUUUAAUGGCACUGACAUUACUACAUGUAAAGUUUAAAAUACUUACUACCCUCCUUGAUCUACCAAUAGCAGCAGCUGAUUCAUUUUCUUGCGGGACAUGAAGUGCCGCAUCACGUUCCCUCUGAGCUUGUAAUAUACUAGAGUUUCAGUAUAAUCAGGGCUUUAAUUCCUAGGGAAUAUUUCCUGGAGCCCAAUCAUCCGUCAUUGUCAGUCGUCUAUUUGGGACCCCAUUGCGCUGUCAUCAGAAUUGCUUCGGCGAAUAUGUUGAUAAUAUCACACCACAAAAUUUAUGCCGACAUGUGGCGAUGGGGCAGGCGCUACAUAGCGGCGCAGGAUAUAUCUUCAGAAUACCAUUUCAGCGCAGUAGGGUUUUUUACGUCUCCGCUGACUUCUCGCUGCAUGAACCGGUGUCACAGGAAAUAAGUUAGCCGUGAAAUAAGUUAGCGUUUGCCUUUUUGAGCCUUUCUCCGCACGCG
Molecule: messenger RNA, 2813 nt
Organism: Polyodon spathula (Mississippi paddlefish)
Lineage: Eukaryota; Metazoa; Chordata; Actinopteri; Acipenseriformes; Polyodontidae
Gene: gpatch11
Product: G patch domain containing 11
Exons: 8
Coding region: 103-888 (261 amino acids)
Cellular component (GO): kinetochore
Molecular function (GO): nucleic acid binding
Source: RefSeq, a predicted model, not a curated record